CCCACUAAAUUAAUGAUAUGGCGUCACCUCGUUAUUGACGUUUUAUGACGAUUUUCUCCGCAUGAGUCUAAUUUGAUACCCCGACGUCUAGCAAAUCUAUUGUACGCGACUUACUUUUCAAUCACUUGUCGUUGAACCGAACUUGAGUGUAUCUGUGAAAGAGCGGGGAAUUGGCUGACAUACACAUACCAUUUAAUCAGGGUUCGACGAGGUUUCUGCAUCAGAAAGUGAAAAAGGAGAGUCAACGGAAGAACCGCACUUGCCGUUAUCGAUAGAGGCUUAUUUUACGAGAAACACGGGGGGUAUAUCAACUCAAUUUCAAUCCAUACUACCUAUCACCUUACACUUAUCAAACGUGCUGGUCGAUACUUCACACGUGAACCUGAUUGUGUCGGGGAUACACAAUCUCUCAAUUCGACAUUCGAGAUGCCUGGCCAAGGUGGCAAGCAAAGAAGGAGAAAAACAAGGCGAAAAGAAAAGAAAAGCGCGGUCAUAGGAGCACUCAUUGCCCGAGUCGAUCUCCCCUACCAGAAAGUUCCACACAAGUCAAACUCACUUCAGUGGCGUAUUGUCAAUCUCCUCUCAUCAUCACUUGAGAACAUCCAUAGAGAACUUGCCUUCUUCGACGACACGGCAGAAAGGUACGGCCUGCAACUUGACACACCUAGCAGACAUGACACAGCUUUCACUCCCGAGCUUGCCACACAGCAAUACAUUGAGAUAUUUCGCUCGUUCGGAAAAGAUCCUAGCAAGAGUCUCCUCGAAGGAAUGGUUGUUCUUUGGGCGACCGAAGCAUGCUAUCUGAGUGCCUGGACAUAUGCCUCGUCCUUCACACCUUGCCCGCAGAGCACGGAGAUCAAGAAAGAAGAUGAAGUCUCACCCACUUCGGACCUGGACGGUGGCGCUUUGCGUGAGGCAUUCAUACCCAACUGGACGAGUUCUGAGUUUCAGAGUUUUGUCAAACAGAUUGCCGAAUUGACGGAUGUGCUGGCCGAGCAGGAAGCCGUCGCAGGCCGGGACCUGAAGCCCUUCGAAUGGGUGUGGCUGCAUGUUCUGGACAUUGAGAGGAGGUUCUGGCCUGAGGUUUAAAGCGAAUGAAGAUGUUGCCGGUAUCAAGGGACACAUACACCAUGUCAUCGACACGACCAUCGGCAUUGCGCGGAAAAAAAGAUUUCCGAACACAAUCGGCCAUCGGACGACUGCAAUGACCGCUAGUCGGCUCCGAGACGGCCUAAAGCUGACGUCAAACGAGGCAUUGGGGCCAACAGAAGGUUCCCAGACAGUACUGUAGGCUUGGGAGGCAUUGUGGGUGGCAAGAUGCAACGUGUGAGCUGUACCCAGUAUGCGAGUUGUGUCGAAAGAGAUGGGCCAGUCCUCACCAGCAGAGUCAAGCAGUUCCUGAACAGCGUGAUGUAUUCUCCAGUUACCAGCUUCACAUUCUG
This is a messenger RNA of Exophiala viscosa, 1442 nucleotides long. RefSeq lists its product as uncharacterized. NCBI's taxonomy places the organism in Eukaryota, Fungi, Ascomycota, Eurotiomycetes, Chaetothyriales, Herpotrichiellaceae. The transcript is spliced from 2 exons. The coding region runs from base 427 to 1089 and encodes 220 amino acids. The record is from RefSeq and is a predicted model, not a curated record.